AUGGGUGCAAUAUUCAUGGCCAUCAUCAUCCCGCUGUACAUGGCCUUUGCUGUACAAGCUGCGCUGACAAAUGCUAUCAUCGAAGUCGUCAAUGAGAAGGAAUCCAAGAUGAAGGUCACGCAGGAAAUCUAUGGGCUAACGCCGCUGAUGUAUUGGGUCUCCUGGGCAGGUUACUUCGGCAUCGUUUCCCUCGUGUGCAUGGUGCUGCUCUACUGUUUGUUUACCCUCGCUGCACCGGUGGUUUCAAACUCGAACCCGCUCUUCGUGCUCUAUGUGAUGGCACUGUCGUACAUGCAGCAACUGGAGUUUGCUGCCAUCAUCGCCGUGUUCUUCAACAGGACCCAGGCGGCAUCAAGCGCAGCCAAUUUCUUUGGCUUCAUCCUUCUUCUCGGCGCAGUUGGGCUUCAAGGUUUUCUACGAGGUUUACCGAAAAUCUUGUGGUACCUCGCCGGACUCCUCCCCAGCGUCAACGUCUUCAAUGGCUUUGCGGGCCUCCUUUGGAAUGAGGCACUGUACUACUGCGAUGCGGAGGGCUGCACCAAGGGCCUCACCAUGCGCUCCCUAUUUGCCAGCGAGCUUCUUGUACUCUAUCUCGCCUCGGAAACCCAUGCCCUACAAAAGACGGUUUGCAGCUCGGUAAAUAUAUGCCAAACGGCCCUAAGUCCUGAACCAUGA
Molecule: messenger RNA, 675 nt
Organism: Symbiodinium sp. CCMP2592
Lineage: Eukaryota; Dinophyceae; Suessiales; Symbiodiniaceae
Source: the annotation of a GenBank genome assembly